Messenger RNA from Anopheles coustani, 2118 nucleotides. RefSeq lists its product as uncharacterized. The record is from RefSeq and is a predicted model, not a curated record. The transcript is spliced from 6 exons. Bases 169 to 1935 code for a protein of 588 amino acids. Lineage: Eukaryota; Metazoa; Arthropoda; Insecta; Diptera; Culicidae.
GGGCCAUCGUUGCGUUCAGAGCUCGACGUUAAAUUACAUCUCUAGCUAGGAAACGUUUGGUCGACGCUGCUACCGAAACAAACGGUACUUUCUCCUACAUCAUCGAAGAACAAAGAAAACUGAACGAUCAUUAGCGUUGGAUUUAGAACCCGUAGGCUUCCUGAAAACAUGAAGGAACGUAAUGCAAUAGCAUGGCCUACCACGAUGUUCGUUGGGGCGUUGUUAGUGAUUCCGUUCGCAUUUGUCAUCCCAGCAGUAGACUCCAUUGCUAUCUUUCCAUCCGAGAAACUGUCGAUAGCGGAAGGGGCCGGAUUUUUGGCCUUCCUCGACACCGGUACGGCUCCCAGGGCUGGCCAGUGGAUUCACUGUUCGGUGAAGAUCGGCAGCAAUCAGUACAGCCUGGAUAGCGAUCAGGUGCACCAGAUUGGCGAGAAGACAACGGUGGAAAGGUAUGACGCGGUUCGGUGUGGAGUGCGCGUGAAGAACCUUCAAAAGGCGCUCGAAUCGACAUGGACGCUCUAUGGGACAGAUGCGGCGGCCGAACCGAGUACCGCCAUGCUGGAGGUGACCGUUUUGUCACCGAAAUUCAUCGACCAGCUCAACGUCACCGUUAGCGGCUCGUCUACGACGGCGACCAUCAACUGCCCGGACAAGGAUAGUGCCCGCUACUGCCGGAUCGUGGACGCGCAGGCAAACGUGUACGAGUCGUGCACUAAAUCGAUCGACGUCACACAACCGUACAGCCACUUCUGGUGUCAUGCGCUAUUCUGGGGAGACAUGGCGGAGCGGGUCACUAAAAUCAACAUUAUCGUCCAAGAGAACGAUCGUGACAUUACGGCGACGGUGGAGGAAACGGGAGACCACAUUGUGCUGACAUGCCAGUAUCGCCAAUCGGUUUCGCUGUGCCGCGCCUUAUCGGAGUCCGAUAAUCGACAACUGUUGUUGCUCGAUGGCCAUCUAUCGGGGCGCUAUUCAGCCUACGAUACAAAAAUCUCCAAAGGAACUUGUUCGCUUGAGAUCAAAAAACCUCUUAUUGCGGGGGACGUUGGCGUGUGGCGCAUCUACCAGCAACUCAACCCGACCGAUUUCACUGGCUGCGUGUUUGACCUAAUGCCCGUGGUAGCCAAAGCGGGUCUCAUACGUGCGAAAAAUCUGGCAAACAGAAACGAUCGCCUCAAGCUGGAGGCGCAAAGUAUCGAGAUCUUUCACGAUCCGCGUACAUCCGUGACGACCAAAACGGAACUGUCCUGCUCGGUACCGUACGCGCUGCAAUACUGCUACCUUUCCGGACCGACCGGUGGAGACUUUGCACCGCAGCGUUUCGAUCGGCUCAAGUCGCUCGGUGUGUGCCAGUUCGAGGUGACCAACAUUACCACCGGAAUGUGGGCCUGUGGCAUCAACGAUCUGAACGGGGCCGAGGAUCACCUGACGUACUACAAUGUGAGCGUCUACCAGCAGCCCGGGCGGGCCGUCAUUGGCCAGCUGACGGCCAGCGCCGGCGAUCGGGAGCAGCGGCUACUCUGCAAGACCAUUCUGGACCUCCCGAUCGACAUCUGUCGGUUUGUCGAUCCGUCCGGCGAAGUGCACGGGCUGUCGGACAUGAUGAAACCGUCGGCGGAUGCCCAUUACCGGUAUCACGGGGCGGGAUUGCGCGAGGGCGAGUGUGGACUGGAGAUUGUCGAGUUGCAGGAACGCGACUUUGGCAGAUGGAAGUGUCUGUUUAAGGUGCAGAACCGGGAAUAUGAGAUACCGUUGGACGUCGUUGAAGAAGCUAUGAGCGUUGGGGUAAUAAUAGCGAUCAGCAUCAGCGCCACGAUCGUGCUCGUGAUCGUCGGAUUCUUCGCCUACCGGAAGCUGAACCGGCGCUACAGCGGUCCUUCCUACACCGUAUCGUCCAGCAUGUCGAAUAUGUCGAACGGUUCGCAUCAAUCGUGAGAGCUGAAGGUAGGCAGGUCGGCUUUGAUUCGUUGAACCAUUGGGACAACUAUGUGGAAUAGAAUGACCCUAUCUGCUUCCAAUCGUGUGCCAUCCUAUGAGUGUGGUUUUUUGUCGUUUUCGAUUUGUCCGCGUUGUUUUCGGUUCGUUUGUGACGAAAUAAAAGUGAUUUGUUAUUUGUUA